AGGUCAAGUGGAGAAGAGUUGUUGAAGGUACCAACGGACUUCUUGCAGUCAGUCAGUCAUCAGUCAGUCAGUCGAUCGACUUACCUUCCGCUCGCUCCAACAGGACAUAAAACCUACAGUCGCUUCUGAUCCAGACCGUCAACUAUCAAUCUAAUCUACUGUCUAAUCCACACAUCCUCCAUCCCACCCAACCCAACCCAAAAUGCGCUUCUCCCUCUCCGCAGCGGCCGCCCUGGCCUUCUCCACCCUCGCCUCCUGCGCUCCCUUAGGAGAAGCCCCUAUCGAAGAGCGCGCCGCAAGGCUCCAGCCCUGGCAGCUCACCGCACUCAUCGCCUUCUCCCCCUCCGGUCGCCCAGGCUCGUAUCCCUGGCUCACCAUCACGGCCAACCUGACGGACCCCAACGAGCUCAUCCUCGGCACCGCGCCCGACGACAACAGCACCGUAUCCGUCCCCGCAGGCAACACGGCGCCUAAUUGCCGGGCCAAAUGGCUAUCCGGCGAGAACCCACACGGGCGCAGCUGGCCGUGCGAUCCGACUGGUGACGGGUACUGGACGAUGAAGAUCCCGAAGACGGAGGGUUUCAGCGCGAACAAUUUCACGGCGGUGUUUACGCGCGUGGCCGAGGUGCUGUACCAUGGGAGCAGCUAUCGCAAGGAGUAUACGGCGAGCAAGAAGUUUUUCUUGGGCAGCGAUGGGAAUCUGAGUGGGGUUUGUGGCGGGAGUGGUGUGUGCAGUUGGGGGUUGAAGGAGGGGCUUGCGCCGUAUCCGAUUCAGCAGAGAGAGGUUACGAAUUAGGUUGGGGAAGUGAAGGAGAGUGUUGGAGAAAGGAGGGACUGGUUAUGAAGAGACGGUACUGAGAGAUAGGGAGACUAAAUGAAUACGUUGUAAUGAUCAGCCCAAUGCGGCUUCGCAUAAAAUGAAACCACUAUACAUCAAUCUUGCCGUUGGUCCCCCAUUCUAUUACUCAAAGAACGAGAAAGCGCGGAUGAAAUCUUGUCGCUUUUUUUUUCGCUCGAUGAUUACGGGAUCUAAAUAGCGUCCUUCAUCGGAGGGGACUAUAAUUCUU
Molecule: messenger RNA, 1067 nt
Organism: Trematosphaeria pertusa
Lineage: Eukaryota; Fungi; Ascomycota; Dothideomycetes; Pleosporales; Trematosphaeriaceae
Exons: 1
Coding region: 203-796 (197 amino acids)
Source: RefSeq, a predicted model, not a curated record